Setaria italica (foxtail millet) is the source of this 3075-nucleotide messenger RNA. Its product is annotated as wall-associated receptor kinase 2. Gene Ontology annotation, cellular component: plasma membrane. Lineage: Eukaryota; Viridiplantae; Streptophyta; Magnoliopsida; Poales; Poaceae. The record is from RefSeq and is a predicted model, not a curated record. Bases 407 to 2674 code for a protein of 755 amino acids. Gene Ontology annotation, biological process: protein phosphorylation; cell surface receptor signaling pathway. Gene Ontology annotation, molecular function: protein serine/threonine kinase activity; polysaccharide binding; calcium ion binding. The transcript is spliced from 3 exons.
ACCUGCGACAAACCAAUAAGAAUAAACCAUUUGCAAUUUCAGAGGAGCGAGUACUUUGAUCUUUGUAUGCCAGAUCAUUUUCAACUUUGAACAGUAAAGCAUUAUGCAGCUAAGUUCAGUCAAAGUCGUUAGCUUAAUGCUAAUAUUGCAUACAUUAGUUAAUCACCAAUCGUGGAACUAACAACAGACAGAUCAGCAGUAUACAUCAUCUGAAAGGGAAUUCUGAUUUACUACUACUUUAUAUAACCUAAGGAUAACCUAGUCUAAUAUGGAUAAUCGCAUCAUAACCUACAACAACUUCCAUAUAACCUAGGAUCUUGCCCUGCUAGUAUGCAUAAUCACAUCGCACUGGUUUAGCUAGGUAGUUAGAAAGACUGCCUUAGCAAGUGGCUACCUACCUCUAGCCAUGGAAGAAGCAUUAGUCCUCCUGAUUAUCGUCGCUUUCUCAGUGAUAGCGCCGGCCACCUCUUCUGGGCUUACCAUAUCAUUGCCAGGGUGCCCCGACAAGUGCGGUAACGUGUCCAUCCCUUACCCCUUUGGCAUCGGUGAUGGCUGUGCUGCAACCAGCCUAAGCCCCUCCUUCACUCUGAUCUGCAACAACAGCUUCCAGCCACCAAGACCAAUGUUUAGUAACAGUUCCAGGCCUGUAGAGGUCAUUGACAUCUCCCUGGAGCAUGGUGAGGUGCGUGUUUACGGCAAUGUCAGCUACUACUGCUUCACGUCAAACACCACCAUAUCAGACAAUAACACUGCCGGGGUCAGCCUGGAGAACAUGCCAUUCAUCCCCUCCAUUACCCGCAACCGCUUCACAGUUAUCGGCUGUAAUACUCUGGGGCUCAUUGGUGGCUACACGCACAGCAACUCUGACUUGUAUUUGGCUGGCUGCUACUCAUACUGCCGAGGUAUCAACAGUACAACUGAUGGAGCGCCGUGCAUCGGGAUAGGAUGCUGUGAGACCACCAUAUCCCCCAAUCUCACUGACUUUGCAGCUCUACUGAUCAACAACCAGAGUAGCGUAUGGAGUUUCAACCCAUGUUUCUAUUCGAUGCUUGUUGAGGUUGGGUGGUACAGCUUCAGGAGGCAGGACCUUGUCGGGCACCUUGGGUUCAUAAAGGAAAGAGCAAAGAGAGGUGUUCCUGUUGUCGGUGACUGGGCUAUUAGAAAAGGCUCCUGUCCAAAAGAUGGGACAAAAGCACCCAAAGACUAUGCUUGUGUCAGUACAAACAGCUAUUGUGUAAAUGCAAGCAAUGGGCCAGGGUACCUUUGCAACUGCUCUCAAGGUUAUGAGGGAAAUCCUUAUCUUUCCAACGGCUGCCAAGAUAUAGACGAGUGCAAGCUACGCAAGCAGGACCUGAAGUACAAAGAACUAUAUCCAUGCAAAAAUGGGAUCUGUCGCAAUAUACCAGGAGGCUAUAUAUGCAAGUGCAGGAUAGGAACAAGAUCAGAUGGUAAAAAUUCUGGAUGUCAACCUGUGCUUACCCAAGCUGAACAGGUGGCCAUAGGCCUCAGUGCUUCUGCAGUUGUAGUGAUAUCUUUGACAUGCUUAUUGGUUAUGAAAUUACAACAAAGGAAGCAUAGGAGGGAGAAGGAUGCCUAUUUCGAACAAAAUGGAGGUCUGAAAUUAUAUGAUGAAAUGAGAUCGAGGCAAGUUGACACCAUUCAAAUACUUACAGAGAAAGAGAUAAAGAAAGCCACAGACAACUUCAGUGAAGACCGUGUUCUUGGAUGCGGUGGCCAUGGAAUGGUCUAUAAAGGAACUUUAGAUGACAACAAAGAAGUUGCUAUAAAGAAGUCCAAGGUAAUAGAUGAUGACUGCAGAGAAGAAUUUGUCAAUGAGAUAAUAAUCUUGUCACAAAUAAACCACAGGAACAUUGUGAGGUUACUGGGAUGCUGCUUGGAUGUAGAUGUGCCAAUGUUGGUGUAUGAGUUCAUUCCUAACGGUACUCUCUUUGAGUUCCUUCAUGUAACUGAUGCCAGAUCACCAAUACCCUUGGAUCUUAGAUUGAAUAUUGCUACACAGUCAGCUGAAGCUCUUGCCUACAUUCAUUCAUCAACUUCUCGUACAAUUCUGCAUGGAGAUGUCAAAUCCCUAAAUAUACUAUUGGACAAUGAAUACAAUGCAAAAGUAUCAGAUUUUGGAGCAUCGGCACUAAAGUCCAUGGACAAAAAUGAUUUCAUUAUGCUUAUCCAAGGAACUCUUGGUUAUAUAGACCCUGAGAGUUUUGUCAGUCAUCAUCUAACUGACAAAAGUGAUGUAUACAGCUUCGGAGUUGUUCUUUUAGAGCUAAUGACAAGAAAAAAGGCUCUAUACAGGGAUACCUCUAACGAAAAGAAAUCACUAUCUCAUACUUUCAUACUGAUGUUCCACCGGAAUGAGCUCCGAUCUAUGUUGGACACUGAAAUAGUAGAUGAUCAAGUAAUGGUAGUACUCGAGAAACUAGCUGAACUUGUAAUGCACUGUCUGAGCCCAAAAGGAGACGAGAGGCCAACAAUGAAGGAAGUUGCAGAGCGAUUACAAAUGCUGAGAAGACUCCAGAUGCAGUUAGUCACAAAGAUGCAUCCUAAUCAAGCACAUUAUUCUUGUCAAGAGUCAUCAAUGUCUGUCCCUUCAGGCAUGGGAUACCAGAGCACAGAGACAGCAAAACUGGUGCUGGAUGUAGAUCUUGCAAGAUAAUGCAUGCAAUCUCACUCUUCUCUACGUAUACUGGUUUAUAUUUGUGUAAUCUGUAAUGUAUAAAAAUUGUUGUAAGUACAUACUAACUGUUUGUGUGUGAGAGAGCUUGUGCACCUCAAUCAUCACUUAUGUACUGCAAAGUUGAAGGUAUGAACCUUAUGUUAAAGAGCUCAGGUCAUUAGAACAGUCUUUCUCCAAAACUAGCAUUUCAACACAUUGGGUUAUGAUUGAUCGACCGUAUGCAAGCAUUGAGUUAAUGUAGUUUUACUUAACUAAAUUCAUGCUAGAUUGCUUUUUGUCAUUUUCCCCCAUGGGCACUGGGUGCUACAUGGAACUUCAAUGGAGAAAAAACAGCAGUAAAAAUGCAUAACCAAUUGAAAGAGAGAAUUUUGGAUCAAGCA